Molecule: messenger RNA, 2709 nt
Organism: Gastrolobium bilobum
Lineage: Eukaryota; Viridiplantae; Streptophyta; Magnoliopsida; Fabales; Fabaceae
Product: GBF-interacting protein 1-like
Exons: 9
Coding region: 25-2325 (766 amino acids)
Cellular component (GO): nucleus
Source: RefSeq, a predicted model, not a curated record
AAAAUCAUAGAUAGUGAUAGAAGCAUGAGCAGCGAUGGUGUGUCUAGGGUUCCGAUUCCCAACAAUGUACGGAAAACCAUCCAAGACAUCAGAGAGAUCACCGGCAAGCUGCACACCGACGAUGAAAUCUACACCGUCCUCAGGGAAUGCUCCAUGGAUCCUAAUGAAACUGCUCAGAAGCUUCUCUAUUUAGAUACUUUUCAUGAGGUUAAAAGGAGACGUGACCGAAAGAAGGAGGGCUUGAGCAACAGGGGCAUAGAGGAUUCUAGAUUAAAACAAGGUGGUCAUGGGAGGGGGAGAAGGGGUGCUUCAGCAGGCUAUUCCUCCAAUUUUUCUGAUGGUGGUGGUGGGAGGAACCUUGCUAGUCAUAGGGAAAAUGUAGUCAAUCACAUUGCAGAGAGAGGACGUGAACCUUCUACUCAGCCAGUUUCAGAGAAGACAAAAAAUAAUUCUACAUCUCAAGCCUCAAGAGUUUCAGCUGUUGCAGCUAAUGGUCCUGUUAAUCAUUCCAAUGGGAGUUCUCGUCAUGGUUUAGCUGAUCAAUCUCUCGUAGGUAGUGGCACAAGUGUCUCUGAAAGCAGUCCAGCUGUUAAUGGCGCUAACAAUAUAGAGAAUGUCCAGCCUCAAGAUGUUGUUGCUUCACCCUCUUCCCCUAUUCAAACCUGUGGCUCAGCUACCAGCAUUGACCAAGGAAAGUCCCUAUCAAGUUCUGAUCAACUUCCAUCUUCUUCUGUAUCUGUUGUCUAUUCAUCUUCUUCGGAUCCUGUACUGGCACCACCUAUCUCUCAGAAUCAUGGUGUCUGUGGUGCAAUGAAUCAGGAAGUUGGGAAUCAGUGCAUAUCUGCUGAACUAAAUCAUGUUAAAGGAAACAAGAUUGUUCUUCCUGAAACUGUUGAUUUACCAUCAUCCAAGAACGAAAAAUCCAGUUCUGUGGAUGCAACAAGCAAACAUAAGGCCUUAAACAAGUCGAAUGAAGUUGAAAAGAAUCAGUUAUCUGAGAAUUCACGGUUUUCACCCUCUCUAUCAUGUAAUGAUUCUUUGAGGUCAACAUCCAGUUGUGACAACCAGUCACCUCUAGUCACUGCCUUAGAGGCUUCUGAGGCUUGUGUGCCAUCUUCAGCUGAGUUGAGACAGCAUGUUACUUUUCCAAACCAUUUCCAAGUACCCAAGGCUUUAAAAACUGGUCUGACAUUUGGAAGCUUUGAUAGUUUUGGUCCGAGAGAUAGUUCUAGCAGUGGAGCUGGUGGUGACAAUUACACUGCUGCUCUUGAAUCUUCUCCAGGGAGUGACGAAACUGCUACUUCUAGUAAUCAAAGUGCAUCAUUGUCUGCACAAGGUGACCAUGUUGAGUAUCCACAAUCUACAUCUUAUCUGAUUGAAAAGACGCCAGCUUUAGAAAAUUCUACAAUUGUUUCUGAUUCAAAGAGUGCUCAGCCAAAGCAGGAGGUAUUGUUAGCUCAGGAGGCCCCUCCAAUUCCGAAUGUUCAAAGUGCUCAAAACUAUGAUUUGAAUUUCAUGUCCAACAUGUUAGGGUCUCAGCAAGUUCAAUUUGAGGGAUCCCAGGCACAAGAAACAUCUCGCCUUCCUAACUUCGUUAAUGCAAGUUCUCAGACUGUGUCUAGCCCUAGCUCAACUCCACCGCUACAGAGCUCUAUACCUGUAUCUCCACAAUCUGUUUCUAUUUUCAGGCCGCCUUACCCUCCUAACUUCUUCCCAUAUGGCCAUUACUACCCCCCAAUUUAUGUGUCACCAAUGCACCAAUUUCUGAGUCACAAUGGCUUCCCUCAACAGCCAUCAGUGGGCAACAUGUAUCUACCAGCAGCAGCAGCUGCAGGAAUCAAAUUUCUCCCUCAAUUCAAGGCCGGAGCAAACGCCGGAAAUAUGGCGCAUCUUGGAAUUCCUUCUGGACCAUUUAUCACCCCACCAGUUGGAUAUGCUCCUAGUCCAACAGUGAAUACUGGAAGCACCUCUGGAAAUGAUGAUCUGGCAGUAUCUCAGUUGAAGGAAAAUCAGAUCUAUACAACUGGACAGCUGAGUGAAGGCUCUGCUGUGUGGGUACCUGCACCAGGGCAAGAUAUAUCCAGCUUGCAAGUUAGUUCUCUGUAUAACCUUACCCCACAUGGACAUCUCGCCUUUCCCCCAACACAGAAUAUUCAUGGGGCAUUUGCUGGUAUUUAUCAUCAACCUGGGCAGACAGUAGCUUCACCCUCAACCCUUUUGCAACAGUCUCAGGCAGUGGCUGGGGCUGUUGAAACUGUAGGGCCCCCUUCAGGUGCUUAUCAACAGCCCCAGCAUGCACAGGUCAAUUGGAAUUCUAACUUUUAGGAUUGAAAACAUUUGUCUUUGGCAUAAGUUACAAAUGCACAUAGGAUGUGCUCAAAUCCAGGAUGUAUGGAACACUGGCCUGAUCUGAGUGUAAAUAAGAAUUGCGGCCAAAGAAGAAGAAAGUCAGUACCCAUUUUGGUGGAUAUAUUUGAUCCUAACGAUUUUGAGGGGUGAUAGUUUCUUUCUUUCUUUUUUUUUUCCCCCCCGGAGGUUUUAGUUAUUUUUAAGUCACCUGUUCCUUUUGCCCUUGAAAGAACAUUUAGUUGUUGCUAUAUGAAACUUUGUAUCCUAGUAAUAUUAUAGGAGAUAAGAGUUCAAUAGAGUUGGUGAGAUUUAUCAGUUUUUCUUUUCUUGUGUCUCACCUGUAUAUUAAUACAUUUUGAU